Molecule: messenger RNA, 2515 nt
Organism: Morus notabilis
Lineage: Eukaryota; Viridiplantae; Streptophyta; Magnoliopsida; Rosales; Moraceae
Exons: 6
Coding region: 293-2359 (688 amino acids)
Molecular function (GO): glycosyltransferase activity
Source: RefSeq, a predicted model, not a curated record
UCUUCCGUGUACUGAUCAGUGCUUUACUUGAAGAAGCUUCCAAAGCCCUCUGCUCAGAUCUUGAGCUCUCCGCUUUCAGAGCCUCAGAAAGAUCCGAGCCGGCUUUUCUUUCGACUCAGCUGUCUCGUCGUCAGAACUCGCUGUCGGAAAGUUGCUGUCUUGUGUUGGAUUGAAACCAAUUGAAACUUGCCCAGCUGUUGGCGAAUAACCAGUGGAAAGAGUUUCUUCUUCCUCUGCCGAUUUUUGAGAAGUGAAUACAAUUGACACAAGGCAAUAUAAUAUAGUUUGAGAAAUGGAAGAAGAUAGCAAAAUACUGGAGCUUAAGUCAUUGAGGAUAGGCGGUAGUUUUAAGUCCACAUUGUCGGGAAGAUCGACUCCAAGGAACUCUCCGUCCUUUCGAAGAUCGCAGUCUAGCAGAACCCCUCGAAGAGAAGGUAGGGGUAGUGCAAGAGGUUUACAGUGGUUUCGCAGUAAUCGGUUACUGUUUUGGUUGUUAUUGAUUACUCUUUGGGCGUAUCUUGGAUUUUUUGUUCAGUCUAGGUGGGCUCAUGACAAUGACAAUGAUAACGUCAUGGGCUUCGGGAAAAAACCAAAGAAUUGGAACUCAGAAACCGAACAGAAUCUACGGCGGGAUUUGAUUGCCACUGACAUUUCUUUGGCAGUUAAGAAUGGGACAGGUAAAAAUCAGGUUAGUGAUGGUAAGAGGAUGGAUGUGGUUUUGGCCGGACGAAAUGAUGGAAUUUCAUCUCAUCGAAAGUUAAAUUCAAAGAAAAAGAAAACUAAAAGAGCAAACCGUAGUUUACGUAGUAAAGUGCAUGGUAAACAGAAGAUGACAAUGGAGGUUAAAAACGUUGAAAUAGAGGAGCAGGAACCGGAUAUUCCCAAGACAAAUGCUUCUUAUGGAAUGCUGGUUGGACCAUUUGGUUCUUUAGAAGAUAGAAUCUUGGAAUGGAGUCCAGAGAAGCGUUCUGGAACUUGCGAUAGGAAGGGGGACUUUGCACGCAUUGUCUGGUCUCGAAGAUUUGUGUUAAUAUUCCAUGAACUUUCGAUGACUGGGUCUCCUCUUUCAAUGAUGGAGUUGGCAACAGAGCUUUUGAGCUGUGGUGCAACUGUUUCUGCUGUAGCUCUUAGCAAGAAGGGUGGGUUAAUGUCAGAGCUUGCUCGGAGAAGAAUCAAGGUGCUCGAGGACAAAGCAGAUCUCAGUUUCAAAACUGCUAUGAAGGCUGACCUGGUGAUUGCUGGAUCAGCCGUCUGUGCAUCAUGGAUCGAUCAAUUUAUCGAACAUUUUCCUGCUGGUGCGAGUCAAGUUGCUUGGUGGAUUAUGGAAAACCGGCGAGAAUACUUUGAUCGGGCAAAGGUUGUUCUUAAUCGAGUGAAAAUGCUGGUUUUUAUCUCAGAGUUACAGUGGAAACAAUGGCUAGCUUGGGCUGAAGAAGAAAAGAUUUAUCUUAGAUCUCAACCUGUACUCGUCCCGUUGUCCAUUAAUGAUGAAAUGGCUUUUGUAGCGGGCAUUGCUUGUACGCUUAAUACUCCAUCUUUCACUACAGAGAAGAUGAUAGAGAAAAGGCAGUUGUUGAGAGAUUCAGCCAGAAAGGAGAUGGGCUUGAAAGAUAAUGAUAUGCUUGUGAUGUCGCUGAGUAGUAUAAACCCUGGAAAGGGCCAGCACUUGCUUCUUGGAUCGGGACGCUUGAUGAUUGAGAAAGAAGCUUUUGAAGAAAAAUCUAAUAUAAAAAAUCCCGUGGAUAUAAAGCAUCACCAGUCUAAGUCGACUAGAAAGCAUCGCCUGAAAACUGUAUUUCAAAAGUUGAAUGGUUCUAUGGCCUUUGGUGGUACUCAUAGGAAGGAGAUGUUAGAUAGUGGGGGAAUGCGUGAGCGGUCUGUUAAAAUUCUCAUUGGCUCAGUUGGAUCUAAGAGCAAUAAGGUGGUUUACGUCAAAGAACUCCUAAACUAUUUAUCUCAACACCCGAACACGUCAAAGUCAGUGUUGUGGACUCCAGCGAGUACACGCGUAGCUGCACUUUACGCCGCCGCAGAUGUCUAUGUCAUCAACUCCCAGGGACUGGGAGAAACGUUUGGGAGGGUGACGAUUGAAGCCAUGGCAUUCAGUCUACCGGUACUUGGAACAGAUGCUGGGGGCACAAAGGAGAUUGUUGAGCACAAUGUGACGGGUCUUCUUCAUCCCACUGGUAGUCCAGGAGCUCCUGUUCUCGCCGGAAAUCUCGAGUUUUUGCUUAAAAAUCCUGUGACAAGGAAGGAAAUGGGGAUGAAAGGAAGAGAGAAGGUGGAGAGGAUGUACUUAAAGAGGCACUUGUAUAAGAAGUUUGUAGACGUUCUCGUCAAGUGCAUGAGACCUAAAUGAUACGUACAUUUCCACCGUGCCAUUUUCAAUUCUUUCAUUGCUUCGGAAUCUCAGGGUGCUGUGAAUAUCGAAAACCAAUUUGCUCCUCAAUUUGAUAAUGAUGAUUGAUAACUGUGUUUAAUUUUCUUUAGGAAAUGAAAUCACUUUUUUUCCUUU